Messenger RNA from Cylicocyclus nassatus, 1293 nucleotides. The record is from the annotation of a GenBank genome assembly. NCBI's taxonomy places the organism in Eukaryota, Metazoa, Nematoda, Chromadorea, Rhabditida, Strongylidae.
AGGACGAAACCAUGAGCAUACAAACGAAGUUCGAUGGCAUAAUGAAACAUCUUGGAUGGAAGCAAGGUGACGAAGAUGAAAACUGGGCGAAGAAAGCGAUAGAUAACCUGAUGAAGAAGCUACUGAAGCACAACAAAGAUGCCUUGGCAAAUUUGGAGUUUGCAUUGCAGUGCCAAGGGGAACAGCCGACGGAAUGCGUGACAAUACCACGAUCUCUGGAUGGGCGAUUACAAAUUUCACACAGAAAGGCACUGCCUCAUGUGAUCUAUUGCCGCGUGUACCGAUGGCCAGAUCUUCAGUCACAUCAUGAACUCAAGGCUAUAGAUACAUGUAGGUACUGCUACGAUUCGGGUCAAAAAGAGAUUUGUAUCAAUCCCUAUCAUUAUCGUCGAAUCGAAAGCGAUGGAGUACUUCCGCCUGUUCUAGUUCCCAGGUACUCGGAGUUACCACCACCAUCAAUCCCCCCUGAAAUUCGAAGAAUGCAAGCCAUGGAGGCUUCGGGUUCGUCGAUGCCACAGAACGUGGAAAUUGCCGGAUUAUUCAAUCAUUCGCAGUUCAGUCAGAUGCAGGUAGACGAGGCUGACGGAUACAGCUUCUCACCAAGUGUUCCCACAGUUGCAGUUCAAUGUGUCCAACCAGAACAUUGGGCGACUAUCAGUUACUACGAGAUGAACACGAGAGUCGGAGAGCAGAUACGCGUAACAUCAUCACCAAUAUUUAUUGACGGAUACACGGAUCCAACCAAUAAUCCACAAAAAAUCAGCUUAGGACUAUUCUCGAAUGUUAACAGAAACCCUCCUAUUGAAAACACUAGACGUUUGAUCGGAAAAGGGGUAAAGCUCACCUAUGUUCGACAUCAAGGCACGUUAUUUGCUGAGUGUGAGUCCGAUUCGGCCAUAUUCGUGCAAUCACGAAAUUGCAAUUUCAUACACGGCUUCCACCCGACCACUGUGGUGAAAAUCGCAAACAAAUGUUCACUCAAGAUCUUUGAUGAACAGUGCUUUAGGACGCUUCUUGCGGACUGCUCCACCCGAGGUUUCGAUGCAUCAUAUGAGCUGACAAAGAUGACAAUUAUACGAAUGUCAUUUGUGAAGGGUUGGGGAGCUGAGUAUCAACGAAAGGAUGUCACAUCUACACCUUGUUGGAUCGAAAUACAUCUCCAUGCGCCGCUAACGUGGCUCGAUCAAGUUCUCAAGCACAUGACACCACCGCCGAGGCCCAUAUCUUCAAUAUCCUGACAUAUCUGUGUUCACUUAGUGUUGUCUCCGAAAAAUGAAACUAAUGCAAUUAGAC